Molecule: messenger RNA, 1876 nt
Organism: Tribolium madens (black flour beetle)
Lineage: Eukaryota; Metazoa; Arthropoda; Insecta; Coleoptera; Tenebrionidae
Gene: Orc2
Product: origin recognition complex subunit 2
Exons: 7
Coding region: 322-1839 (505 amino acids)
Biological process (GO): DNA replication
Cellular component (GO): nucleus; nuclear origin of replication recognition complex
Molecular function (GO): DNA replication origin binding
Source: RefSeq, a predicted model, not a curated record
AGCCAUAUGUUGAAAAUAAGUGAAGCCAAGCAGGAGUUAUAAUGGGCAAAAGAUAAAGAAAAAAAGACGGUUAUAUUUUACUCCACAAUAGAAAUGUUUUAAAGUACAGCAACCUGAAUUAUAUAACUGGUUGCAUAACUACUUUGUUUAAUCUAAAGAUAAUGCUCAAGAAGUUUUAAUAUCGAAAUAUUUACUACAAUUUACCCACUUUGUCUUGAUUUAAAGUUUGAGAGGCGCCAAAAGUUUUGAUAACGAAAUAUUUUCUACAAUUUACACCAGUUUCAAUUUUAAUUGCCAAUUUUUGGUUUGUAUGGAUCUAAAAUGUCAGAUGACUGUACUGAACCUGAGCUAUUGUCGCCUCGACGGGGCUCCCGGCACCGUCAAUUGAGUCUGAAAGCUCAAGAAAACGUAUCCAUUUCCAGUAGAAGGAGACGCGGUUCUAGAAAAUUGAAUAUUUCUCCUACCCCUGAAUCUGAGGAUGAUUCUGACUGCGAGAUUAGAGAAAAACCAACAGUUUUGCACGACAACGAUUAUGUGCCUGGCGAUAAACUGUUUACGUUUCAAACGCGCAAAAAAUGCGAGGCUGUUUUACAAACUGGGGGCAAAACGCCACACGCUUUCAGGGAUAAAAUGAAAAAAGAUAUAGCGGCAAAAAUUUUAGAAGAGAAUGAUUCAAGUGGGGAUUUUUCAUCCAGUGGGAGUGAAUUUGAAGUGUCCAAUGAACAAAGUUCGGAAGAGUCUGAUAGUAGUGACGAGACAUCAUCAGCCCCACAGAAUAGAAAUAUAAAACCGACUUUACCUCCAAAGAAUGUCAAUUACACGAUAAAAACAGAUGAUUAUUUUUCGCAUCAUGCUAGUAAAAAAAACGUAACAUCGAAUCAUACUUUAGAUAAAUUGGAAACACCAAGACUGCCUCAAGACCAAUUACAUAAACUUUUGUCGAGAGUUAGUCUAGGGCGUGAGCAUGAAAAAGCCACGAAAAAUUUGAUCGAGACCUAUUACGCUUAUUUUGAUAAAUGGAUGUAUUUGAUGCACGAAAAUAUCAACAUCUUAUUGUAUGGUUUAGGUUCAAAGAAAGGCAUUUUGAACGCUUUUCAUGAAAAGUGUUUGAAAAAAUUACCAACGGUUGUGGUAAACGGAUUUUUCCCUUCAUUAUCAAUUAAAGAUGUCCUUGAUGGAAUUAUUUUAAAUUUACUAGAAUUGAAGGAAAAUCCCUCAAAUAUUUAUGAGGCUUGUGACCUUAUAGAACGCGAAUUUAGUUAUAUUCCCGAGACGCAUUUAUAUCUCAUUGUACACAAUAUUGACAUGAUGAGGAGUGGAAAAGCCCAGAGUGUCUUUGCAAGACUUGCUACAGUAAAUAACAUACAUCUAAUAGCGUCAAUUGAUCAUAUAAAUGCCCCGUUAGUUUGGGAUCAUUCAAAAAUAAGCAAGUUUAAUUUCACAUGGUGGGAUGUUACAACUUUCCAACGUUACAUCGACGAAACAUCUUUUGAAAGUUCAAUGAUGGUCCAAAGGACCGGAAAUCUGGCCUUAUCAUCACUUCGAAACGUUUUCUUAUCUUUGACGAGCAACUCUAAAGGAAUUUAUUUAAUCCUCGUCAAGCAUCAAAUCGAAAAUGGCAAAAAACAAUAUUAUCAAGGUCUGGCAUUCAAAGACUUGUACUCGUUAUGUCGCGAGGCAUUUUUGGUCAGUUCGGACCUGGCAUUGCGGGCCCAACUCACCGAAUUCGUGGACCACAAAAUGGUGAAAUUCAAAAGAGCAGCAGACGGGACCGAGUAUUUGAUAAUUCCAAUCGCAAACACGUUAUUACAGCAAUUUUUAAACGAACAUUCCGAUUAAGUAAAUGUAUUUUUUUUUGAAUAAAAACUUAAGUUGG